GAUGACCUUAAAGUAAAGUGAAAGGGGGACUUGGUACGAGAUAGCUACGUGUUCGUCUCCAGAUAGUUCAGUUUAGUUCCAAAAUGGCUAUGUUUUAUCGUAGCUCCCGGCUUCUUAUUUACGGUGCUUAUUGAUGAACUAGUAUAAUUAAUUAUACAAAAGAUUGAUUGAAGAUUAAUGAUAAAAUAGGAUGAAAUUUCGAACAAGUGUUUACGCGAUCUUCGCAGCUUUCUCCAUUAUCACGAUUCAAGAAAGUGUUGGGAUUCUUCGAAGAUGCGUGAGCUGUAGAUCAAGAGGAGAACUGGGUUCCUGUAAGGAUCCUUUUACCAUGAAUUCUACGCAAAUUGCGCUUGAAAAAGGAGUAGAAGCAGUUCCAUGUGUUUCUGGAUGGUGUGGGAAGAUCAUUGAGAGUCAAAAUUUAAAUAAUGAAUAUGGUACUGCUACGCAAAGACUAUGCUUCCAACGAGGUCCCGACGAUACCGAAGAAAGAUGUGCUUAUACUGUGUGGAAUUACAGAAAAGUUUAUAUGUGCCUCUGUUAUGGAGAUCUUUGUAAUGGAGUCAUGAGAAUAAGCGUCAUUAACAGGUUUUUAAUAACGAUAGCUAUAUGUUUAAUACGAUGGUUGGUUUGAGGACAUAAAUCAUUAAUCUGUUAUAAAUGAAUGAGUACUUAAAUGAAUAAUUAAAAAUUCUUGUGAGUAUUUUGUAAAGUAUGCAAAAGAUUUUACAAAAUCAGCAUUUUAGUAGAUAUGUUAUAUA
This is a messenger RNA of Camponotus floridanus (Florida carpenter ant), 758 nucleotides long. RefSeq lists its product as uncharacterized. The record is from RefSeq and is a predicted model, not a curated record. Gene Ontology annotation, biological process: sleep; regulation of synaptic transmission, cholinergic; positive regulation of voltage-gated potassium channel activity. The coding region runs from base 191 to 631 and encodes 146 amino acids. The transcript has 3 exons. Lineage: Eukaryota; Metazoa; Arthropoda; Insecta; Hymenoptera; Formicidae.